Messenger RNA from Candida tropicalis MYA-3404, 1392 nucleotides. RefSeq names its product lipase family protein. Lineage: Eukaryota; Fungi; Ascomycota; Pichiomycetes; Serinales; Debaryomycetaceae. Bases 1 to 1392 code for a protein of 463 amino acids. The record is from RefSeq and is a predicted model, not a curated record. Gene Ontology annotation, biological process: lipid catabolic process. The transcript has a single exon. Gene Ontology annotation, molecular function: triacylglycerol lipase activity.
AUGAAAAUUAUCUACUUGAUACUUGCUUUUAUUACUUCAACGUAUUGUGGAAUUUUGUUCCCCGCAAAGCCAUCCAAUGAUCUUUUUUACAAUGCUCCUGCUGGUUAUGAAAAUGCCAAAGUAGGAGAUAUCUUGCAACAUAGAUCCACUCCCAAGCCAAUCACUGGGGCAUUCUUCCCGUCUAAGGUUCAGAACUCCUGGCAGCUUUUAGUCAGAUCAGAAGAUUCUUUUGGUAAUCCAAAUGUUUUGGUUACAACCGUUCUUCAACCAUUUAAUGCCGAUUCAUCUAAAGUUGUUUCCUAUCAAGCAUACGAAGAUUCUGCCAAAUUUGACUGUGCUCCUUCCUAUGCAAUUCAGUAUGGUUCUGACAUUUCAACGUUUGCAACUCAGGCAGAAAUGCCAUUUAUCUCAGUGUUGAUUGACCAAGGAUACUAUGUUGUGGUGCCAGAUUACGAAGGUCCAAAGCUGACCUUCACAGUGGGUCGUCAAUCCGGACAAGCUACAUUGAAUUCCAUUAGAGCUGCUUUAAAAUCAGGAAACUUGACUAGUAUUGAUGAAAAUGCCAAAGUGGUAAUGUGGGGGUACUCCGGAGGUUCAUUAGCUUCCGGAUGGGCAGCUGCUUUACAACCAAAGUAUGCACCUGAGUUGAAUAAUAACUUAAUUGGUGUAGCGCUAGGAGGAUUUGUCACCAACAUUACUGCAACAGCAGAAGCUACUGAUGGAACUGUAUUUGCUGGUAUUGUUGCAAAUGCUUUAGGUGGAAUCAGCAAUGAGUACAGUUUGUUGAAGAGUACGUUGGCAGCAGAUGCUAACAUUUUACUCAAGUUCAAGAUUAACCAAUUUGAUGAUUUCUGCCUUUUUGAUUCAAUUCUUAAUUUUGUGGGGACUCAGUUCUUUGUGGGGGUUGCGAGAAUAUUCAAAAGUGGGUGGUCGAUUUUGGAUAAACCUGGUAUCAGAGACAUUGUUGAAGGGAACGGAUUGGUGUACUUUACUGAGAUACCAAAGAUACCAGCUUUUAUAUAUCAUGGAACAGUUGAUCAGAUUGUACCAAUUGUCAAUGCAAAGAAAACGUAUCAAAACUGGUGUGAUGCGGGUAUUUCUUCUCUUGAAUUUGCCGAGGACGCUUCUAAUGGUCAUCUCACCGAAACUAUUGUAGGUGCGCCCGCUGCUUUAACUUGGAUCAUGGCUAGGUUAUCUGGUAAUGCACCUGUAUCUGGAUGUCAACACACCAAAAGACAGAGCAACUUUGAUUAUCCUAAUAUUCCACCUGCCAUACUUGAAUAUUUCCAAUCUGGUUUGAAGACCGUUAUCGGAGCAGGAUUGGGCCCAGAUAUUCAAAAAGAUCAAGUUUCUGCGAUAGGUCUUACCAAGAUUUCAACCUUCCUUAAAUAA